GGUCAAGCCACCAUGCUGCCGUCUGCUUUGCUGUUGGCUGCGUCUUCCUGUUGAUUCCGUCUACCCCGUCUCCGACAAUGCUCGAUUUCAUGGAUUACAUCCAACUCGCGUUCGCCGAGGCGACGAAUUGGAACCGCGACAAUUCGUACUCGUCCCUCACUGCCACGGCGCAAUCCCUCCUCGACUUUUCCACCCCCGAGCGUCUCCGCGUCCACCUCUCAUCCCUCUCCACUCCGCACUUCGCGACAAGCUACACCCUCGGCACCGUCGGCCUGAUCGAUGGCUCAGUCUCCUACCUCUUCAGCACCGCGCCCCUCGACCACACCCCCAGCCGAAGCUCCCUGAUUCCCCUCCGCAAACUCUCCCCAGGCUACCGUCAAGUCCAAGCCCCCAUCGCCCCAGUCCAGACCCUGACGGCCGACACAAUCCUCGACGACGCCAACCUCAGCAGCAAUAGCAACAAUGGCACCACCAACAAAAAAGCCACCCUCUUCCACGCAACCCUCCACCUCCCUCCCCCCAGCACCCUAAACGCCCUCUUUCUGCGCCGCAUCUCCCCCACCAUGCAGCUCACCCUGGCCGUCUGCUCCACACGCGGCCCCCCGCUCUCCAAAUCCGCCCCGCAGGCCUCCCUCCUCACCCAACUCUCCCAUAACACCGGCAAAUACAGCAACGAGUACCUCUUCAGCACCGAUAACGCCCUCUUCGGCUGGCGCGGGCUCUGGAACUUCGGCCCGGAUCCCAGGGAUGUCUCUGCCUCGGGCUCCCCGCCGUCUCGUCUAUCCCUCCUCUCCGCCGGCGCAGAGGCCUACUACUCCCCUGUAUCCUCGCUAAUCGGCAUGUCCACCGGUCUGCGCUUCAGUACCCUCCCUGCUGCAACCGAUCUCCCUUCCUCAUCCUCCUCACCCACCCACCCCAACACAUCAUCAUCAUCAUCAUCAACAACAACAACCCCAAUCUCCACCUUCCCCUACACCCUCACCCUAACCCUCACCCCCCUCACCGGCUCCCUCUCAACCACCUACUCCCUGCGCGCCUCCCCCAACCUCGCCUUCAGCUCCCGCUUCGGCUUCAACGUCUACAGCUGGGAAAGCGAAAUGGUCGCCGGCUGCGAACUCUGGCGCAAGCCACGACGUAGUGCCAUCCCCGACCCCGCCAACGACGACGGUCUCGAGUGGGCGAGACGCAAGAUCCGCGAAAGCGUGUUUCCCUCCAUUGGGAUCUCGACCGCUCCAUCAGAAAACGAGAAGGUGAAUGGGAAGGAACAGGAGGAGGAUGAAUCCGUGCUGAAGAUAAGGGUCGAUCAGUCGUGGAAUGUACGGCUGCUGUGGGAGGGGAGGGUCAAGGAGUUGCUUGUUAGUGCGGGGGUGGGCUUGGGGCCGAGUUCGUUUUCUUCGAAUUGUGGUGCUGCUGGAGGGGGAGGUGCUGCUUCCGGUGCUGGUGGGGGACAGAGUGCUGGGGGUGGCGGGUUGGGGAAGUCGUAUUGGAGUGGGGUGGGGGUUUCGGUGCUUUAUUCGUCGUGA
Molecule: messenger RNA, 1523 nt
Organism: Aspergillus heteromorphus CBS 117.55
Lineage: Eukaryota; Fungi; Ascomycota; Eurotiomycetes; Eurotiales; Aspergillaceae
Product: mitochondrial distribution and morphology protein 10
Exons: 2
Coding region: 78-1523 (481 amino acids)
Biological process (GO): establishment of mitochondrion localization; protein insertion into mitochondrial outer membrane; phospholipid transport
Cellular component (GO): ERMES complex; SAM complex
Source: RefSeq, a predicted model, not a curated record